AGACCUCUUUUGCAAGUUGGAAUCUCCAAUUGGCCAUCGCCGUAGUAGGGUCGACUAUUUCGUCCUAUAAAUAAAGCCCCAGAGCCCGUGAGUAAUCUUCACUUAUUUCACAAAUCAAUUUCAGGGAAUUCUUUCGAGCUUUUCAAUCACUCUCUCAAGAUGCAAAUCUUCGUCAAAACCUUAACCGGCAAGACCAUCACUCUCGAGGUCGAGAGCUCUGACACCAUCGACAACGUCAAAGCCAAGAUCCAGGACAAAGAGGGAAUUCCCCCAGAUCAGCAAAGAUUGAUCUUCGCAGGAAAGCAACUAGAGGACGGUCGUACCCUAGCCGACUACAAUAUCCAGAAGGAGUCAACCCUCCAUCUGGUUCUCCGUCUACGUGGUGGCAUGCAGAUCUUUGUUAAGACUCUCACCGGCAAGACCAUCACCCUUGAGGUCGAAAGCUCUGACACCAUCGACAACGUCAAGGCUAAGAUUCAAGAUAAGGAAGGUAUUCCUCCAGACCAGCAGAGGCUAAUCUUCGCCGGAAAACAACUUGAGGACGGUCGUACACUUGCUGAUUAUAACAUCCAGAAGGAGUCCACCCUCCAUCUUGUCCUUCGUCUCCGUGGUGGCAUGCAGAUAUUCGUUAAGACCCUCACAGGAAAGACUAUUACCCUUGAAGUAGAAAGCUCUGACACCAUUGAUAAUGUGAAGGCCAAAAUCCAAGACAAGGAGGGUAUACCCCCGGACCAGCAGAGGUUGAUUUUCGCUGGAAAGCAGCUUGAGGAUGGCAGGACCCUUGCUGAUUACAACAUUCAGAAGGAGUCAACCCUCCAUCUUGUGCUGCGUCUCAGGGGUGGCAUGCAGAUCUUUGUGAAGACUCUCACUGGAAAGACCAUCACUCUGGAAGUGGAGAGCUCUGACACUAUUGAUAAUGUCAAAGCUAAGAUUCAGGAUAAGGAGGGUAUCCCACCAGACCAACAGAGGUUGAUCUUUGCUGGAAAGCAGUUGGAGGAUGGAAGAACUCUGGCUGAUUACAACAUUCAGAAGGAGUCCACUCUUCAUCUUGUCCUCCGUCUUCGUGGUGGUUUCUAGGCAGCGACAUUGGUUGGGUAUUUCUGUGGUUUAUGAAUAUGGAUAAUAUGAAGUUUAGACCUUGUGCUUUUAUCUUGGUGGCUCUUCUGAGGCCUUUAAAUAAUGUUUUAGUACUUUUGUAAUAUUUUUCCUAUGUCCUAUUGAUGUAUGCAUUUAUUAGACUCAAGUCUAUUUCCUAAUUUACGUUUUGAUGUUCUUCCA
Ziziphus jujuba (common jujube) is the source of this 1278-nucleotide messenger RNA. RefSeq names its product polyubiquitin. The transcript has 2 exons. Gene Ontology annotation, molecular function: ubiquitin protein ligase binding; protein tag activity. Bases 160 to 1077 code for a protein of 305 amino acids. The record is from RefSeq and is a predicted model, not a curated record. Gene Ontology annotation, biological process: modification-dependent protein catabolic process; protein ubiquitination. Gene Ontology annotation, cellular component: nucleus; cytoplasm. Lineage: Eukaryota; Viridiplantae; Streptophyta; Magnoliopsida; Rosales; Rhamnaceae.